CUGUCCCCCUCCUCUCCUGCCCUCCCCCCCCCCUCCCCUGCUCACCAGCCGCGCGCCGCAUUUCCCGCCCGCUUCCUGCAUCCAAGUCGCCCGACCGCGGGGAGACCACCAUGUCCAGCUCUGCCCCCGGGGCGCCGCCCCCCACUUCGGCCGUUUUCGGAGGAGGAGACGACACUCCUGCCGUUGUGCUGGAGAUCGGCUCAUACGCCACUCGCGCCGGUUGGGCCGGCGACCUCAGCCCCGAAGCUAACAUCCUGUCUUCCAUCAGUGUCAACACCUCGGAUCCAGCCCGUGCGUCGCGGUUUGUCGGCGACCAUGCGGUCUUCACCCGGCGCGAUGAUGCCGAGCUCAUCCAGCCCAUUCGCGCUGGCGCCGUGACCAACUGGGAUGAUGCGGAGGCCAUCUGGUCGCAGGCUUUCAAUCAGCUGGGCGCCGUGAAGGGCGAAGAUCCCCUCUUCAUGAUCGAGCCCUCCUUUGCUCCGCCCUCCUUCCGGAAUACCCUGGCUGAGCACAUGUUCGAGACGUAUUCCCUGCCGGCCUUCUACGUGGCCCGAGAUGCCGUGUGUGCGGCCUUCGCCUCGCACCGCGCCACCGCCCUUGUGGUGGACAUUGGUGCCACCAAGACCACGGUCACGCCGGUGCUCGAUGGAAUAGCCCUGCGCAAGGCCAUCGCCUGGCAGCCUCUUGGUGGUGACCUGCUCGACGCGCUGGCCCUGCAUGCGGUGGCCAAGCGCGAGGUCGCCUUCGGUGUGGCCCCGGGCGAGGACCAGGCGGCAGCCUCUGCCGCGACCACGGGGAGCCCCCAGCGCCGAACUCUCCGGCCUGGGCCCAACCACACCAUCACCCCGGGCUAUUUGGUCCUGGACAAGCGCCCCACCAACGCCGGCCAGCCGGCCCAAUUCAAAACCCGCUCCUUCCCCAACACACAUCCUUCCUUCCAUUCUUUCCAUCAGCUGCGCGUGGCCGCCGACUGGCGCCAGUCCAUCACGGCCGUUCCUCCCAGCCCGCUGCCCUCUUUUUCGGACACCUCGGCCGCCGGGUGUGCCGCCCGGGCGCAAGCCCAUACCAGCCUGUCUGUGAGUGCCCACGGAUCCCAGCGACUGUACGAGUUCCCGUGCGGCUUCAACGACCUGUACGGCGGCCUGGAGCGAGCCGUCUGCGGGGAGGUUCUCUUUAACCCGCGUGACAUCCUCCAGGCGUAUGGGCUGCCGAUCAGCUACCCGACAGCCGGCCUGCCGCCGAGCGUCAGCCACACCCCAGGGGCCGAAUCCUCCAACUACCUGGGCCUGCCGGAGCUGAUUGAGCGCUGCCUGGCCAAUGUGGAUGUGGACAAUCGCGCGGCUCUGGCAUCGCACAUUGCCCUGGCCGGAGGGUGCUCGGCAAUCGACGGCCUGGCCAGCCGCCUGUCGGCCGAGCUGGGCCAGCGCCUGCAGUCCUUCCAGCAGCCGCGCAUCAUCGCUGAGGCAUCGCCCAUGGACCGGCGGAACAUGGCCUGGACCGGGGGCAGCAUUGUCACCAGUCUCUCCAGCUUCGGUACCAAGUGGGUCAGCCGCGCCGAGUGGGAGGAGUCCGGCCAUGUGGCCCUGAACCGCCGAUGCGUGUAAAUGGCCCAGCUCUGCUACCCGUGCGCGCAACCGGGCCGGCCCCCUCCCAGCCGACCUCGUGCUCCCUCUCCUUCCCGGCACUGUCUUUCCCCCGCCCCGUCCCGGUCCCCUGUGUGCCACCUUUGCUUGCCUGCCUGCCUCUGUGUGUUGAUGACGCCUGCACACACACACACACACA
Messenger RNA from Fonticula alba, 1782 nucleotides. RefSeq lists its product as hypothetical. Gene Ontology annotation, cellular component: SWI/SNF complex; NuA4 histone acetyltransferase complex. Gene Ontology annotation, biological process: regulation of transcription by RNA polymerase II. The transcript is spliced from 6 exons. The record is from RefSeq and is a predicted model, not a curated record. The coding region runs from base 111 to 1604 and encodes 497 amino acids. NCBI's taxonomy places the organism in Eukaryota, Rotosphaerida, Fonticulaceae. Gene Ontology annotation, molecular function: chromatin binding.